Molecule: messenger RNA, 1044 nt
Organism: Cryptococcus amylolentus CBS 6039
Lineage: Eukaryota; Fungi; Basidiomycota; Tremellomycetes; Tremellales; Cryptococcaceae
Exons: 2
Coding region: 1-1044 (347 amino acids)
Molecular function (GO): hydrolase activity
Source: RefSeq, a predicted model, not a curated record
AUGAGCGUCGACUAUAUACCACAGCCAAAGACGUUCGUCUACGACCCCAAACACGAUACCAAGCUCGAUGCUUAUCUUCCCACCAAGUACGGAGUACACGGCAAAGUUCCUACGCUCGUCCAUUUCCAUGGCGGAGGUAUAGUCACCGGGUCCAGGAAUGAUGGCUUUUUCAUACCCUUUUUGAGAGAAGAAUUGCCUGCGAAAGGCAUUUUGGUCAUAUCUGCCGACUAUAGACUUCUCCUCCCCAGCACCGCCGACGAUAUCCUGCAGGACGUUCACACCGUAUUCCAUUACGUCGGGUCCCAUCAUACCAAGCUUGCCCAAUAUCUCAGCUCAGCAAACCUCUCUGUCGAUCCUGCACGUAUCAUCGUGAGCGGCGCUUCAGGCGGCAAUUACCCUGCCAAGGCGGCUGCUACACUGUCAUCCGUCGUCCCUCGACCUCUCGGCUGGCUGGACUUCUAUGGCGAGGGAGGAGACUGGCUCAGUGACUUCUGGGUGAAGCCGUACGAUGUCAUACCGCAUAUGGCGUACUACAAAUACGACGAAGCCAAGGCAGAGGAGCUGGAGAGGACAAAAGGAGGAGGCAAGGUGAUCUCUGAUUCACCUGUAAUAUUCGGCACAGAUCUUGUAGCGAGGGACCUUGAUAAUCGGUUCGGGCUCUUUGCUCAUUGGCUGAAGAACGGUACGACUCUCGACAACCUCCUCUUAUCCCCCGGCCUGGGUGCCAAGCUCGCGCAAACCCCUCACUCAGAGCGCCUGUCUCUAGUACCUGCCGACAAACAACACCUCCUGCUCCCCAUUACCCCCGAAACCUGUCCCGCCUAUCUAGUACACGGCACAGCAGACGGAAUGGUUCCCGUAGAGGAUAGCAAGGCUAUAGAGCGGGACAUGAAAGAGUUUGGGCUAAGGGUGGGGACGGAUUAUGUGGGUGGGGCGGCUCAUGGGCUCAGAGACCCCAAAACGAGAGCACCCGUUGGGUCUACACCUGCGAUUGUGCAGGGGGUUCUAAAAUGGAUCGACGAGCUGGUCGAGGUACGUCAGUAA